Messenger RNA from Stegostoma tigrinum, 8804 nucleotides. Its product is annotated as transcription factor TFIIIB component B'' homolog. Gene Ontology annotation, cellular component: transcription factor TFIIIB complex. The transcript is spliced from 28 exons. Gene Ontology annotation, biological process: RNA polymerase III preinitiation complex assembly. NCBI's taxonomy places the organism in Eukaryota, Metazoa, Chordata, Chondrichthyes, Orectolobiformes, Stegostomatidae. Bases 57 to 6149 code for a protein of 2030 amino acids. Gene Ontology annotation, molecular function: TFIIIC-class transcription factor complex binding. The record is from RefSeq and is a predicted model, not a curated record.
CUCGCAGAGAAACAGUCCCAAUUUGGGAAACUGGUAAUCCCCCAGAACGUACUAAAAUGACAAUGAGAGAUUUUAUUUACUACUUGCCUGAUACAAAUCCAAUGCUAUCUUCAUUUGGAGAAGAGAAAAGACCUCCUUUUCCAGUUCUAACCAAAGAGCCAGAAGUGGGAACCAUUAACCCACCAGCAGAGGAUGAAGGUGAAGAAUCGGAUGAUGCAGUUUUGGGUCCACGUGUCAAAGUUGCUGAAGAUGGCUCUAUUAUUAUUGAUGAAGAAAGUUUAACUGUUGAGGUUUUGAGGAAGAAAGGACCUAUUGUUGAAGAAAAUGAUCCCAUUUUUGAACGUGGUUCUCAAACAACUUAUUCCAGUUUUAGGAAGAGUACACAUACAAAGCCAUGGUCUAAUAAAGAAACAGACAUGUUCUUUCUAGCAAUCAGUAUGGUUGGGACAGAUUUCUCUAUGAUUGGUCAGUUAUUCCCUAACAGGACAAGAAUAGAAAUAAAGAACAAAUUUAAACGUGAAGAAAAGUUGAAUUCAUGGAGGAUUGACAAAGCAUUCAAGGAGAAGAAACCACUUGACCUGGAUUUUUUUGGAGCGUUACUAAACCGAGUUUUAGAAGCAGAGUCAAAGAGAAAGAAAGAAAAGGAUGAGAAGACCAAAAGUCAAGGUCCAAGAAAGCCAUCUAGGAGCAAACGGAACAGGAAAGGCAAAAAUGUGACGGAACUAGAAAGUGAUCCUGAUGACCCUGAUCCAGUUGAAGUUGCUGACACUGAAUUAGCUGAAGCUGAUUCCAAUGCUGUAGCGGAGGGAACUGAAGCAUCUUGCAGUGUGGAAUGUCAGGAAGACGCAAGUAAAAAAGAAAGCACAUCAAAGCCCUAUCCAACUAAGUGUAAGCGAAAACGGAAGAAAAAAUCUACUCCAGAGCCAGCAGAACAAGAAACUGCUGAAGAUCCACCUCAGGAAGGAAGCACUUCUCAGAAAUUAAAGCAGGAAGUGCAGCAGUGCAAGAUCGGAAUUCCAAAAUCUUCAGCUUUGACUUCUGCCGAAGAAGACAGCAGUGGAGACCAGAUUGCAGAACAUGAAGAUGAAUGUCUUUUAGUGAAUAGUGAAAUAUCGCUUGAGCAAGAGACCUCUGAAAACAAACUGCCUUCCAAAACACACAGAAAAGCGAAUCACAAUGAUGAAGGCCGAUCUUUGAGUGAUCAUGAAAGUGUAGCACCAUCAGAAACGUCCCCCCCAGUUACAACAGAAACUUCAAAGAAAUCACGUGUUCGUGCGCAGAAAUUUAAACCCAACUCAAAAGCAAUUGGAACAAAAAGAGCAGGAGAUAAAAAUGGUGAUCAAACUGCUCCAGAAGCUAUUAGAUUUUAUGAUGGUGACAACAAGGAAGACAAGAGUGAAAAAGUGCAAGAAUCACCUGUACAGGAUGUCGAUCCUCCUAACUGUGAUCCCCCUGAGAUCAUGAAUAAUGAAGUGUCAGAAAAGGAGAGCAACAGUUCCCCAAUAUCUGAAACAGCUGAAGCUGAUAAAACCAAGAAAAUAUUGGAAAACAAAACACAAGGUUCUGAUACUGAAUCAUGGCCAAUGGAGAAACAGGAGGAAUCAAUGCCCAAACCAAACCAUGCAGCAAGGAGACGGUUCCAGAAGCCUAAGCCAAACUUGGGAAGAGCAGUUGUGUUAAUUGUUGAAAACAAGAUUGCUCCAGAGCAAGAGAAAGUUGUUACAACCGAAGAGGAACGAGAUCUCAGUCCAGAUAUCGCAAUUGCUGAAGUUCGUGAAGCCAGUGAGAAGACUGGAGCAGAUUCUUAUUUUGCUUCAGAGGCACAAACCGUGGAUACUUUAAUACACAGUAAUGUGCAGAGACAGCAGGAUGCACUGCAGGGUUCAUCAGAAGCCAGUAAACCAAUAGCCCCAAUAUCUCAGUCAAGAGUGCAAUCUCUGGAGGCAGCCACUAAUUCUAUGGAAAUAGAGGCACAAAGUAUUGUAGCUUCAGAUAAUGAGAUGCCACGAACUGGCUACCAGGAUUCUAGCGGAAAGCAGCAAUCGCAAAUGCCAUCUGAGUAUGACAGUCAAGAAGAACAUGAAGAUUUGAAGCUGGAUUCCGUUCAGGACAAUAUUAUAAGCAAACCAACUAGGUCUGGACGGCAACCCAGACCAACAGCAUUUUAUAAAUCUCCAACAGAACAAAAACCAUCAUCCUCUUCUCCAUUAUUACCUGAAGCAGAAAAUGAGGAUAAAAGCAGGAAUAGACGUGCACGGUCUCAAAAAACUAAACCUAAACUCAACAAAGGCUUGAAUAAGAAAGAGAUAAAUAAGAAUGCUGGGAAAGGCCAGGGAACAUCAAAAGUGAGACUAGUGACCUUGAGAGCAUCCCAGGAAGAUGAAGAAGAUGAUGAACCUGAGCCGAUAAAAGAGGAUGAUGUCUAUCUCAUCAAUCCUGAGGAGGUCAACAAAGUACCAGCUUUUGUGCCAAUCAGCCUACGCUCUCCUGAACCUGUUCAAACUGAAGUCGAGGAAACCAUGGAAGAGCUUGAAAUAGCAGUCAAUGUCUGCGACAAGAACUAUGAUAGUGAAACUGAACAAACACUCUGUGAGUCACCUGAUAAAAGUGAGCCCAGUCAGUCAUGCAGCUUAACUCCAGAAGAAGAUUACCACCCAGAAGCUACUGAUCAGAUUGAACUUUUUGUUGAAGUUAUUGAAAUUGCUAGUGAAGAUCUAAGUCAGGAAGAGGACUAUGAUAAUACAGAAUCUGCUGAUGGUUUCCAAGAUGCUGCGUACACAAGUAUAGGCAGUGUGGAUCAGAAGAGCUUGGAGCAAGAAGCUAUCCUUGGUGGUGAUCCUUCUCCUAUGCAAGUUGAAGUACAUGACACUGCUCCUGAUGGGUGCACUGAAUCUAGCAGAUGUGAUGAGCAGCAUAUUCCAACAGAGAAUAAUCUGAAGGAUGGGCUUGACUUAGAAGAAUCUUCUCUUCCAAAAGAAGAUUCUCACAAUGCUAGCAUUAGUAGCUCCACAGUCACUGAGCAGACAAGUUUACAGACAAACCAAGCUAUAAAAAGGUGCAGAUUUCUUAAACCAAAACCCAACCUCAGUAAAACCACACGUAGAAGUCACGCUAAUAAGACCUGUCCUAUUACAGAGAGUAGACCGAUACAGAACUCUGUAGAAUCAUCUGAAACAACAUUGCAGAAGUCGAAACAGGACAAUGAAUCGAAGGACAGCCUUGGUGACUCCUUGCAGCUUCGCCUGGUUACAGCAGAAACUGAUAAACAACGCCUAAACACCGAGCAGAUUUCAUUUGGGCAACCAAAUGAUAAGGUGUCACUGUCUGAUGAACAAGGGAAAUGUGUUGGAAAUCAAGAUCAAAUGAACAAAACUGAACAUUUGGGUUGUAGCACUGAGCAACUGUGGGAAAAGUUAUCAAUAUUUGAACAACAAGACAUGGGGCAUGGAAAGCAACCCAGUAGGACUGAGCAUCUGGUUGAUGAGAUUCAGCAUGUGGGUAAGCAGUCAUCAAUAAAUGAACAACAAGAUCAAUACGUGGAAGAUGAAGAACAACUGAGUAGGACUCAGCAUCUGGAUGAUGAGACCCAGCAUGUGGUUGAACAGCUAUCAGUAUCUGAGCAACAGAACCAGUGUGUGGAAGCUGAGGAAGAACAACCAAGUAGGACUCAGCAUCUGGAUGAUGAGACCCAGCAUGUGGUUGAACAGUUAUCAGUAUCUGAGCAACAGAACCAGUGUGUGGAAGGUGAAGAAGAACUACUGAGUAGGACUCACCGUCUGGGUGAACAGUUAUUGAUACCUAAGCAACAAAACCAAUGGGUGGAAGACGAAGAGCAACUGAGGAGGACUGCAUAUCUGGGUGAUGAGACUCAGUAUAGGCAUGAACAGUUAUCAACACUCGAGCAACAAGACCAAUGUAUGAAAGAUGAAGAAGGGCAAUCGAGUAGGACUCACCAUCUGGGUGAACAGUUAUCAGUACUAAAGCAACAAAACCAAUGGGUGGAAGACGAAGAGCAACUGAGGAGGACUGCAUAUCUGGGUGAUGAGACUCAGUAUAGGCAUGAACAGUUAUCAACACUUGAGCAGCAAGACCAAUGUAUGAAAGAUGAAGAAGGGCAAUCGAGUAGGACUCAGCAUCUGGGCGAACAAUUAUCAAUACUAAAGCAACAAAACCAAUGGGUGGAAGACGAAGAGCAACUGAGGAGGACUGCAUAUCUGGGUGAUGAGACUCAGUAUAGGCAUGAACAGUUAUCAACACUCGAGCAACAAGACCAAUGUAUGAAAGAUGAAGAAGGGCAAUCGAGUAGGACUCAGCAUCUGGGCAAACAAUUAUCAAUACUAAAGCAACAAAACCAAUGGGUGGAAGAUGAAGACCAACUUGAAAGAGCUAAGCAACUGGAUGCUAGAAUUGAGUGUCUGAGUGCAAGUGUGUCUCCAGCAAAUGAUCAACGACAGACAACAUCUGAAAGUCAAGAAGCACAAUCAGGCAUGUCCUGUGGUGCAUACUUCUCUCAAUCCACGUUGAGUCGGUGUCAGAGAACUGAUGCAAAGCUAUCCAUAGGAGCUCCAGAAUCAAAUGCUGAUGUUUCAUAUUUUGGUUACUCCCAACAGAUUAAUAUCAUAGAAGCUCAAAAUGCAGAACACCAGGAGACAUCGAACACUUCUGAAGAGAACCUAGAGCACAUGAUGGAAAUGGGAAAUCCAAAUGAAGAAACAUUUGUAUUGACCCUAGUUGAGAUACCAGUCUCCUCCUUAACGGAUUAUGAUGCCUCUUCUGCUUCCUUCACUCCUGUCUCAGAAGGCACCUUAACAGUGGUUGAACCAGUUCUUCCCUUGCCUACAGAAAAUGUUGAAGUUAGUGAAUCUGUGAGCUCUGAACCACCAAUGGAGGCACCCACAGUAUCUAGCUUUUCAGAUUCAGUGUCACAUUCAGAAAAUACACAACAACAAUGGAGUUCAAAUGUGCCAAGAUCAAAUAUAGGACAAAUGCAGAGAAAAAGGAAAGCUCAUGCUUUUGGUGAUGAGCAAGAUUCUCCAACUAAAAAAAGCCCAGCAAUUAUAUCAAUCAAUGAGGAAUCAACAGAAAAGGUUCAACUAAAUGAAGGAAUGGCUCAGUCAAAAUUAGCCACCUUUACAUCACCUGAGGAAUGUCCAGCAGCUGUUACAAGUGGAAUAUUAAAUUCCAGUGCUACUGAAAUGAAUUUUCAGUUGGAAUCCAGAGAAGGCUUCAUAUCUGUUACACGGGAUAGCAUUAGUAAUCCUGUUCCUAUUGAAACAGUGACUGAGACGCAUUCUGAGUCACUUAAAGAAAUAAAAAAGCCUAGUUCACGGAUAAGAAGAGGAAAACUCACUGUGAAACCUAAUAUUUCUACAAAGAGAGGUACAUGUACUCUUGAUACUAGCCUUCCCGGCAAAAGUAAAGACUCUUUGAAGCUUUCAAGAACGCCCAAAAAUUCGCCUUCUGGAAAAAGUUUACAUGCUGAACCAGCAUGUAAUUUGUCAGUUGAUAUGGACUUUUCACAGCAAAAACUAGGAUCUGCGUUCUGCAACCAGGAUCAAACUGAUGGCCAAAUACAUACAGCUACCACUGAAGCAGGACAUUCUGCAGAGACUUUGGCAGUAGAUAUACAUGUGGGCGCAACAGUAAAUAAAAAUGUGGAUAUUUCAGCAGAGCAAUCUGAAAGUAGUAUGCAAGAAACACCUUCAACUUCUGGUACAAAUCUGACAAGGCCUGGACGUAAACCACGAGGAUUUUUAUCAUUUAUAUCUAAAAAACCCUCUGAGAAUGAAAGUGAAACCAAACUGCAAAGAACAAAAUUUCUGAAACCCCGUAUGAAUCUUCCAAGGUUUGCUGGAAAAAGGCCAAUUCCAUCUGAGGAAAAUCCUGAAGAAACAAAAAUAAAUACUUCACCUGUUGCAAAAGGAAAGUCAUUUGAAAAGCCAGGUGGCCACCAACUUGACAGCAGAAGUAUCCCAACUGAAGUAAAACGUAAGUCCUCACUGCAGAGUUGGCAGUCAGAGUCUUACACAGAGGAGGUCUGCUGUGCAAUGGAAGAAGGCACAGAACAGAUGCAGCCAACAAGAGUUGCUGAAUAUUUCUUCAGUGAUAUUUUCACAGAAGUGGAAGAGGAUGAAGAAGAAUGCUCAUAGCUGCAUAUUUAGCUGGUGCUGAUACAUACUAUGUAAUGUGAUAUGUUCAAUGAUAUGAUACAAUCACAGAAUUGGAGGACAAAUGACAUUAAAAUAUACAAGCAUUGUUAGCUUUUAUCUGUUCUGCUGGCACUGAGACCUCUGAUAAAAUACUACGUUCAUGCUAUGAAUAGGCAAACAAAAGGUUGGUCAAUCACUAUUACCUUUCAUGGUUGGAAAUAUCAAGAUUUUGCAGGCCAAUUAGUUGUAACAAUGUAUUUCUUAUCAAAUUCAAAUGUGUUAAAAGUAACUGCUGUUUUACAAUUCACAGUACAUGAUAACUCCCUUAACUAUACAACAAGUUAAUGUUUCAUCAAAAAGUUGUUUACAAUAUUGAUGAAUUUCUAAUACGUUUCUCCUUUAAUCUGUGAUUCCUUUGCUAUAAUGGGAUGCUUUUGUCCAAGUGGAUCUCACAAUACAAAGUAGAAAAGUUUAUUUUCAUUUUCAUUUUUUUUGUAGAAAGAGGAGUAGCAAGAUGUGUGCUUUAUUUUAGUAACCCACAAUUUUGCAUUGAUGUUCAAAGAACAGACUACAUCCUCAAAGUAUUGCACUUUAACAUCCAAGUAAUUAAUCAGGAUCACUUUUAAAAUAUUAAAUUUAGAAUCCAAAAUACUAAUGGGUUACGAUAUAUUUUGAUAAUUGCAUUUAGCAGACACUUCUUUUUGGAAAAAAAAAGCAAUGAUUUCAAUGAUAUAUUUUUGCUUAUGAUAAAUUUUAAAUGCAUCAGAAUAAAGCAAUAAAUAGUGGAAACAAAAUUAGAAAGCCCAUAUGAAACAGAACAAAUGUAUAGUCUGAAAAGGAUAAACUAUUGUUAUAAGUCAUUGACAUCUAAAAUGUCAGUGAGUUUUAAGUUCUUGGAUGCAAAUUAUGUUGGUAGUGGGAUGAAAUAAAGUUCAGGGCUAGAUAUUUUGCGCAUAAGUUAUUACACAAGUGGCUGGGUACUAAAUCUGAUUCCAACGGUUUUUUUAAAAGAAAAUUACCGAGGAAGUUAUUCAGAAAAUUGCACUGAUAAAUUGACAACAUUUUAAAACUUCAAUCUCUUUAAGCAUUGGUGUGAUGAUGUAGCUAGCAUGUUGCUUGGUGAGCAUUUCUGAGGUAAGGAUCUUUAUCUUUAUUACCUCAUUUUAUUUUCUUUGUAGAUAAUGUGCCUUGUCCAGCAAGUAUUUUCAUAUUUCAGAUUUAGUGUUUAGUGAAGGUGCUGUUCCUUUUAAAGUUUCAGAAUGAUGGCUGUAUAUUUGAGUAACUGAUCAGAAAGAAACUUAUACAAAUUUGGAUGUGAAACCGGCAUCUCCAAUGACAGCCCAACUUUAAAACUUUUCAGUGAUUGAUUUAUAUAAGAUUGCUAUGAACUGAGAUUUAUUUGCAUGUCAUACAUGUCAACAAUGAGAUACACAAGUUUUCUUUUUGUGAAAUUACUGGCACUUGUCUUUUGUGUCCUUUCAAUGCAAUUGUAAACAAAAUUUCGAGACUACUUGUAGAUAUCCAUUUGUGUUAAAGCGAAGUUAUUCAAACUUAUUUUGAAAUUUUAAUUUUUAAAAAUAAAAUCUGUUAGAUAUGUUCCCUUAGUUAACAUUAUGAACAUGUGAUAUGUGUUAAUUGAACUGUAUUUUAAUGUGGGCUCAAUCACAUUUGCAGAUAAUUUAUCUCAUUUUUUGUCUAUGAAUUAUUAUUUAAGAUAAUCCAGAUGUAGCUGUAAUAUUUGUAUUGACUUAGAAAUGGGGGGAAAAAGAUGAGGAAUGCCAUUAUUUGGAACAAAUUAAAAUGUGAACCAGUUACAACUGCUAAGUGACCCAACGGUAACUCAUGCGGUAAAAUAUAGACAUUUGGGACAGCAUAUCUUAAAGGUACCAUUUCACAUUUGAUAUAUCAAAAAAGACUGAAAGGGACUCAAAAACCGAAAGCUUGUGUUGUGGUACAAGGCUUCAACUUUGGUUGGACAUAAAUUUCAUAGUUAUGUGUAAUUAGUUUUGUAACCAGGCUGGAAUGAAGAAAUGGCCAAGCACCAUUGACACUGUCUGAUUAUAAUCUCUGAAACAACAUUAAGUUCAAAAGUUUAUGCAAGAUCUAUAACAAAUUCUGACUGAUGACUGGGCAUAUAGAAGAAGAAAUUAAUCUUGGGCAGUGACAUAGAAAAAAAGAUAUUGGAUAAGCUCCAUUGCAUUCAAAAGAACUGAAUACCAGGGACUGUAAUGGGUACCUAAUCCAGUACUGCCAUUUUGUGCCACUACUUUGAAUUUCUACCUAGUACUGUUGGGAGCAGAUUAAAAGUGUUGAGAAGGAACUCAAACAGGAAGUAACUAACAAGUUAAUUAUGUUAAACUUCAAAAGUAAUGCUAAUAUAUGUGGUAAUGCACAACAAAUUAUUUGAAUUUAGCUUGUCCCUGUCAAAGCAACUGGGUCAGUUGCUUCACUCAUAUUGACAUAUACAUAUAUGUAAAUUACUGUUGAAGCAUUGUUCAUGUGAUUGCAAAUAUGUAUGUAGUUGUUUACUGAAUGACUAACUCCAGAGUCAUUACAACAUCUUCCUUGUUUGGAAGGAACAUUACAGUAUUACUGCAUAGAUGUAUUAAUCUGUGGACUGCUUGUAAAUUCUGUAAAUAAAACAUUCUUAUAUAA